AUGUCGCGCGGUGGCACCACCUUGUACGUGACUGGCUUCAGCCACGGAACUCGCGCCCGAGACCUCGCCUACGAAUUCGAACGCUUCGCCUUUGUCGAGUACGAGGACCGUCGCGACGCUGACGAUGCUUACCAUGAGAUGCACAACAAGCGCAUCGGCCGUGACGACAUCCUGAAGAUCGAGUGGGCUCGCACACCUCCUAGUGCGUCGUGGCGAUUCGACUCUGGCCGGGACCGUGAGCGCGCUCCUCGUCGCUCUUCCCCUCGUCGUGGCCGCUCUCCUUCUCCCCGCCGCAGCACCCGCGACUACUCUCCCAGAAAGGAUGACCGCCGCGACCGCGACCGUGACUACGACCGCGGCGACCGACGCGACACUCGCGAGCGCUCCCGCAGCCCUGACCGACGGAACAGUGACCGGGACCUCAAGGACGAUCGCGACGACCGGGACCACCGUGAGAACGGUACCAACGGUGACGACAGAAAAGGUUUGUGCACAUCCGCAAACGCCAGGAUCGCCUGCAGACAAACUGACACCGAUGCCAUUGUAGCCCUGGACAGCCCCCCCCCUGCCCACGAGGACCUGGAUGUUGCUGCGGAGUGA
Messenger RNA from Colletotrichum spaethianum, 600 nucleotides. Its product is annotated as pre-mRNA-splicing factor srp1. The transcript has 4 exons. Gene Ontology annotation, molecular function: RNA binding. Lineage: Eukaryota; Fungi; Ascomycota; Sordariomycetes; Glomerellales; Glomerellaceae. The record is from RefSeq and is a predicted model, not a curated record. The coding region runs from base 1 to 600 and encodes 199 amino acids.